CAGGGUCCCCACUGCCACACUUCCUCUGGACUUUAUCCUGAACAGGUUCGGGUCGCGGAGAUUUCAACGCAGAAUCAUGGAUGUGAAGCUACUGGCCGUCGUGGCUGCACUGACAGUGGUGAUAUACUCGCCUCCAUCUGAAGCAAAGCCCAUCAGCCUGGUUGAACGAUGCUAUUGCCGUGCAACAAUUAACACCAUCCCGAAAGGUUUGAUCCGAGAGCUCAGAUUCCUCCACACUCCUAACUGUCCCUUCCAAGUGAUUGCCAAGCUGAAGUCAAACAAGGAGGUGUGUUUGAACCCAGAGAUGCGGUGGCUGAAGAAUUAUCUGAAGAACGCCAUCCACAAGAUGAAGAAAUCCAAGGAGGCCAACUAACAUCUCUGCAAGAGAUCCUCCUGAGUCACUGCUGAGGAUUUUGGCCUUCGUCACAUAUAUAAACAUAAAUCGAAAGAUCUUCUGGUAUGUCAUACAGCACUUAUGUUAGCUGCUCUGCUGCAGCCUUUUUGCAUGGAUUGAAUCUCCAACUCUUCAUCAUGAGCAGCAGUUCCUGGAAUUAUCUUCUUCAUCACCACUUUUAACAAAUAUAUUUAGUGCAAAGUGCCAGUAUAUCUGAGUGUAUGUUUUGCUAAAUACAUUGUAUAUACUUUUUUGAUUUUCCAUUUAACAGUAAAGAGAUAUUUUUUAAGAUUCAGUUGUCCCUCUGGCCGUGUCUGUCAUUACAGGAAAAAAAAGGGCAACCAGGAAAUACAGCCAAUUGUAAACAUGCUUAUCCUGAUGGUUUGUGACGAAUGAGCGGUUCCUUAUCCAAAAAAAAAAAAAAAAAA
Molecule: messenger RNA, 822 nt
Organism: Poecilia latipinna (sailfin molly)
Lineage: Eukaryota; Metazoa; Chordata; Actinopteri; Cyprinodontiformes; Poeciliidae
Gene: cxcl12a
Product: chemokine (C-X-C motif) ligand 12a (stromal cell-derived factor 1)
Exons: 4
Coding region: 77-373 (98 amino acids)
Biological process (GO): immune response
Cellular component (GO): extracellular region
Molecular function (GO): chemokine activity
Source: RefSeq, a predicted model, not a curated record